UUGUAGUAGUUUUUUUUUUUUUUUUACUACCUACACUGGUCAUAAUAGAGACAAUAUAUUUUUCCUAAUUUGUGCAACGUUAUUGCAAAAUAUAUCAAUACCAAGUUUAUUGUAAUAAUUGCACAUUCGAUACAGCGGCGAAUUUUGGUAAUGUGAUGUUCGAGGUAUACCAAUUUCAAAAGUUCUUUGCUGUCUAAUGUUUUUUCUAGGAACUACAAGUUUUAAUUGAUGUAGGGUUUGAGUGUCGUCAAUUAGGUGGUGAGUUAUUUUAUAUAAGUAUAACAUCGAAUUAAGUUGAGAGUAUUGCUUAAGUGAUAAUAAUUCAGUAUUAGAUAACAAUAAUUCGUAAUCAGCGUGAUCAGGAUAAUAUCCAUUCUUUCGGUAAUACACAUAUUUCAAAAAUCUUUUCUGGACUGACUCUAACAUUUUCAAAUAUUUUUCAUACAUUGAAUUCCAAAUCACCGAACAGUAAUUAAUUUUGCUCAAAACGUAACAUCGGUACAAAGUAAAAAAUGUUUGCCUAUUAGUAAACAACUUAUAAUUUCUUAUUACAAAACCGAGAGUUCUACUACAACUGUUUGUUAGUUGACAAAUGUGUGAAUUAAAAUUAAGUUUUGAGUCAAACAGCAUACCUAAGUCACUUACUUCAUCUUCACGCCGUAGCCCAGUAUCACAAAGAGAAUAACUAAAAGUAAUGAGAUUUUCCUUUCUUCCGUAACUCACCACACAACAUUUAUUUAUAUUGAGAGAGAGACGAUUUAAUUCACACCAAACUUCAAUGUUUUUUAAAUCCUCUUGCAGACACUUACAGUCAUUAAUGUUGUUGAUUGUUCGAAACACUUUCAUGUCGUCAGCAUACAAUAGCACAUUUGAGAUAAUAUUCGCACCAAUAUCAUUGAUAGAAACUAGACAAGCAAUUGCCUUCAAGUCCAAGAAUUCGAGAAUUUUCUCAAAAUGAAUGGAAUUAAUCAUAAAGUUACCGCGCCAUAUCACCCAGCGACCAACGGCCAGGCGAAACGAAUGACCUUUUGUCACCUUUUGGAAAGAUGAGUUCUUUUGUGGGUUAGGGCUAAUAGAUUACGUUAAUGAAAAACCAAAAAUUAAGAAAAUGAUUUCUGCUUGGCUCGCCAUUUGGGGCCAGGGACCUGCACCACUUUUACUUGCAAAGCGUCUCCAAACUCAUUUGUGGCCUUGGUUCACUGGCCAGUAGUUCCAGAUAUUCAAACAAGUAUGCAAGGGAUUGAUUACAAUUUUGUUUUGGUGCCGAUCGUCAUUCAUGUCAAAUUGACUUUGUAUAAAUAUGUUCAGGGGGUUAUUAAAAAAUUAUUCGUUGAUUAUUUUUAGAAACUUUUACUCUUCUGAACUGGAGGGUACACUUCUUACGCCCAAUUGCAUAAAAGAUUCCCCGGAAUGUAAAACUUUGGAAGAAACAUUAUCUAAGGAAUUUAGUAACCCUGAUCCAUCUCGAAAGUGGCGAGAAGGUGUCAAUAAAUCCUCAUUUUCGUACCUGUUAUUAGACCCUCGUCUCACCAACAAUUUGCCUAACCGAGCUGAACAGAUGCCACCAACUGAGGUUUGGAAGACAUUCUUGGAAUCAAUUUUUUAUGUGGGAAAAGGCAAACGCGCUCGGCCUUACUCGCAUUUGUACGAUGCAGUUAAACUUUGGAAUGCGGAAGCCUACACAAGAGAGGCAGCUAUGAUUGCGGCAUUAAAAUUGGAGAAUUUAAGAAAUAACAAACUGGGGCAGUUUUAUGGAACUCCAUUGACAUGGUCAGCGCAGCAGCAAAACAAGCUUGGUGUUGCGCUACUUUAUAAAGCAAUGAUGAUAUUUCUUAACGAAGGGGAACGGCAAUUAAAACCAAGUGAUAUUAAUUGAGAGUAUUUUACAAUUGUAAUGUAUUAUAGUAUUUUUUAUAAAAGCUUAUUUUUGUACAUAUUAUUCUAGUCUUAAAUUUUGUAGUAGUAAGUGCAAUCUUAUGACGAAACCUGUCAAUUAUUUUUAAAGGGUUUUAACUAAUAUUAAAAGAGAAAGUAUUUGUUUUUAUGAUGUGUAAAGUUAUAUGAUAGGAUUGUUGAAGUAUUAAAUAGUAACUAAUUUCAUUUCUUAGAAAUUGUUUGCUGUGCAAUAGUGUGAACCUUAGAUCAUAUAAUCAUGGAUAGAGCUAUCUCACAAGCUCUACUAAAAGACAACCGUCGCCAACAUUCCAACGUGCAUUUUUAUGCCUAAUUAUCUUUUACUAUUAGUAAGUUGUAAUGUAUUUAUCCUUUGCCGGGUUGAUUGUAAAAGUGCGCAAGCUUGGCGAUGGUAAGGACGUUUGUCCGUUUGACAUCGUAUAUUCGCAAACA
This is a messenger RNA of Photinus pyralis (common eastern firefly), 2346 nucleotides long. Its product is annotated as ankyrin repeat and LEM domain-containing protein 1-like. Lineage: Eukaryota; Metazoa; Arthropoda; Insecta; Coleoptera; Lampyridae. Bases 1301 to 1876 code for a protein of 191 amino acids. The record is from RefSeq and is a predicted model, not a curated record. The transcript is spliced from 3 exons. Gene Ontology annotation, molecular function: endonuclease activity.